Suillus subaureus is the source of this 468-nucleotide messenger RNA. RefSeq lists its product as uncharacterized. The record is from RefSeq and is a predicted model, not a curated record. Bases 1 to 468 code for a protein of 155 amino acids. The transcript is spliced from 3 exons. NCBI's taxonomy places the organism in Eukaryota, Fungi, Basidiomycota, Agaricomycetes, Boletales, Suillaceae.
AUGCUCGCAUUCCCUCGUGGAUCUCCAGCACCUCCCUACGGGCCUCCAUUAACCGUUUUCGAACCUCCCGGGCCAGCACCCCUCCUGACAUGCGUCCAGCUUUCCCCUCUGACACCUCCAGCGCUGUCUAUAUUGGUCACCAUCAUCUUGUCGAUGUGCCAAUCCAUUCAAGGCCACAUCCUGUACCUCCAGCGCUUUCUCUCGUUCUUGUCCGUUCACCCUCCCGUCCCACAUCAGGGACGUGAAGAGGCGGAUACACCACCUUGUGAGAACUGUAAAGCAGCUUAUGUCUGGAACACGUUCAACCUCCAAAGGAGAAGGGGGUCUUACCAGCAGGCUGCACUGGUACUUCCGUUCUACAACAUGAUCGUAUUGGAUGUCUCUGCUGGUGGCGUGCUGCUGCUUGAGGCACCAGCCGAUGCGCUACGAGACAACACUAGCAUCACGAGAUGGAUGUCGAAAGGUUAG